Molecule: messenger RNA, 2295 nt
Organism: Boeremia exigua
Lineage: Eukaryota; Fungi; Ascomycota; Dothideomycetes; Pleosporales; Didymellaceae
Exons: 2
Coding region: 328-2262 (644 amino acids)
Biological process (GO): secondary metabolic process
Cellular component (GO): cytoplasm; cytosol
Molecular function (GO): hydrolase activity; carboxy-lyase activity; acyltransferase activity, transferring groups other than amino-acyl groups
Source: RefSeq, a predicted model, not a curated record
CAUCGGGGCGCUGUUGUGAUCUCUGUAUUGAACGAUGAUGGCCUUGGUGACAAAGCUUCCAAUUCUCGCAUUGCAGCAUGGUGGAGUUCCGACGUCCAUUUCAUCAAUAGUCAUCCGAAUGCUCAUCAAACCCCACGCAUUCGACUGUACCGAUGCAUUUACUUAGCUAAUAGUAGGCCUGAUCCGCCCGCCAAGGCAUUGGUCCGCCUCCGCGUCGUCACUUGUUCGUGUCUGUACCUUAGAAUCUGACAAAUACAUCAGAGAUAUAAUCGUAGCGCACAUCUAUAAAUCGGUCAACCGCCUCUCACACUAUCCACAUCAAGCACCAUGUCUACCACUCAGAACGACAUCAUCGUCGAACCCGUUGAGACGGAGCAGGAUAUCCGACAAGCGAACUAUUGCGUAUCAGAAGCAUUUGGCCGUCAAGCGAAGGAUGCUGUGUGGAUCCUCGUGAACCCAGGAUGGGACACCAAAGAAGGGCAAGCUGUUCAUGCCGAGGGUCUGAUCCAACGUUGGAAGUCGGGAACCGUCAACAAGAACGGCCAGCCCAACAAGGUCUACCUGAAAGCCACGCUGCCCGAUCCGGAGAACCCUGGGCAGCGAAGAGUUGUAGGAAUGGCAGUCUGGCAGCAAUUCUCCGAGAUUGAGGGCUGGGGCGACAAAUAUACAGGCGAUAUGACUGAGGCACUGGCACAGUUGGACGGCGCAGAGAAGCGCUUUGCGGACCAGAUGUUCAAGUCACUGUGGAAGAGGCGCACCUCGUAUAUCAAGGAGAUUGCUGCCCAGAAGGACCGCAGCAGCCCGCCUGCCAUCUUCACCCUGGAUCUCUGCGCAGUCGACCCAGCAUUUCAACGACGAGGCAUUGCAGCCAAGCUUGUGCAAUGGGGGUUGGAUGAGGCUAAGAGGCGAGGCAACUUGGAGUGCACCACAGAGGGAAGCGCCAUGGGAAGAGGAGUUUACAGGAAGCUGGGAUUCAAGGACGAGGGCGAGGGCGACAUCGUAUAUGAGGUCGACGACGAAUUCAAGGACUGGGAUAAGCCACCAAACUUCACGAUAACUGCGUCGUCUGUCAACAGACAUUUUGACUAUCUCAAGGCUGCAAUUGCUAUUCAAGAGACUGACCUCACCACAAAACGUCUCGUAGAAGUUACUGGGGACCCUUUCUUCAACAUGGCGCCAAUUGUCGACAUCCACACUCAUGUGUACCCUCCCAAGUACAUGGAGCUGCUGCGUUCUCGAACGACAGUUCCCUACGUUCGCAAUUUUCCAGAUGCGCCCGAAUCUUCGCGUCUCAUCAUUCUUCCUGGUGAAGAUGAUCCCUCCAUGCCGUCAACCUCGCGCGGCCGCCCCAUUGGCUCCGAAUACUUCGACAUUGCCGAGAAGAUUGCGUUCAUGGACCAGCACAAGAUUGACAAGAGUGUGAUUUCACUCGCAAACCCAUGGCUGGAUUUCCUGCCUGCAGAAGAGGCAGGAGAAAAGGCUAUCGAAAUCAACGACGACGUAAACGAGCAAUGCGCACUGUACCCCGGGAGACUGUACUUCUUCGGCACACUGCCUUUGUCGAGCGACACCGCCACCAUCGUCAAGGAGAUCGAACGUCUAUCAACACUGAAGUAUGCGCGCGGCGUCAUCCUCGGAACCUCAGGUCUCGGCUCUGGUCUUGACGACCCAAAACUCGACCCCGUUUACGCUGCGCUGCAGGAGCACAACCAACUGAUCUUCUUGCACCCGCAUUACGGUCUCCCCACAUCUGUAUACGGACCCAGGGCUAGCGAGUACGGCCACGUCCUGCCACUGGCGCUCGGGUUCCCGCUCGAGACCACCAUCGCAGUGACGAGGAUGCUGUUGAGUGGCGUGUGGGACCGGUUCACCGGCCUCAACGUUUUGCUCGCACACAGCGGCGGUACUCUGCCUUUCCUCGCCGGCAGAAUCGAGAGCUGCAUCCUGCACGACGGUCACCUCAAGGCACAUGGCAAGACUCAAAACCGCCGCGAUGUAUGGGAUAUCCUGAAGACGAACAUCUACCUCGAUGCGGUUAUCUACUCCACUGUCGGGCUGAACGCCGCAGUCGAGGCGUCCGGAGCUGACAGGCUGCUGUUCGGUACGGACCACCCGUUCUUCCCACCGCUUGAGGAGGAUGCGAAGGAGUGGCACAGCGUCAAUGCGAACUACGGGGCGAUCUCGAAGUCGUUCAGUGGUGGCGAUGGGAAAGCUGAGGGAGUGCUCGGCGGGAACGCCGUGCGGAUAUUGAGAUUAGAGUAAACGACACAAUUGACUUUCACACAUGUCACGGCC